CUCCUCCCGCUCCGCUCCGAAGCGCCGUUCUCCCGCCGUUACCCGCGCCGCUCCAGCUCUCACUACCCAGCGACCAAAGAUCUGCCUGCUGACAAAGCCUGACCUGACCCAACGCAGCUCAAGAUGGACACCGGUGUCAUUGAAGGUGGAUUAAAUGUCACGCUCACCAUCCGGCUACUCAUGCAUGGGAAGGAGGUCGGCAGCAUCAUUGGGAAGAAAGGGGAGUCCGUGAAGAAGAUGCGCGAGGAGAGUGGUGCUCGCAUUAACAUCUCCGAAGGGAACUGCCCCGAGCGGAUCAUCACCCUUGCUGGCCCCACCAAUGCCAUCUUCAAAGCUUUUGCGAUGAUCAUUGAUAAACUGGAAGAGGACAUCAGCAGCUCAAUGAGCAACAGCACUGCUACCAGUAAACCUCCGGUGACGCUGCGACUGGUCGUACCAGCUAGCCAGUGUGGCUCUCUGAUUGGCAAGGGAGGCUCCAAGAUCAAGGAGAUACGAGAGAGCACGGGGGCACAGGUCCAGGUGGCAGGAGACAUGCUGCCCAACUCGACCGAGCGAGCCAUCACCAUUGCUGGGAUCCCACAGUCCAUCAUUGAGUGCGUCAAACAGAUCUGCGUUGUCAUGCUUGAGUCUCCCCCGAAGGGCGUCACCAUCCCGUACCGACCCAAGCCAUCCAGCUCUCCCGUCAUCUUUGCAGGCGGUCAGGACAGGUACAGCAGCGGCAGUGCGAGCUACCCCCACACCGCCCCAUCCAUGUGCCUCAACUCUGACCUGGAGGGACCACCUCUGGGGGCCUAUGCCAUUCAAGGACAGUAUGCCAUUCCACAGCCAGAUCUGACCAAGCUGCACCAGUUGGCAAUGCAACAGUCACACUUUCCAAUGUCUCAUGGCAACACUGGAUUCAGUGGUUUGGAUGCUUCUGCUCAAACCACCUCUCAUGAACUCACCAUUCCAAAUGAUUUGAUUGGCUGCAUCAUUGGGCGUCAGGGCGCCAAGAUCAAUGAGAUCCGCCAGAUGUCCGGGGCGCAGAUCAAAAUUGCCAAUCCAGUGGAAGGAUCUACUGACAGGCAGGUUACCAUAACUGGAUCUGCAGCGAGCAUUAGCUUGGCCCAGUAUCUAAUUAAUGUCAGGCUCUCCUCCGAGACCGGGGGCAUGGGAAGCAGCUAGGAGGGCCCCGGCGCGGCCUGCGGACCCCUCGGCCUCCACCACCACCACCACCACCCACCGUGUUCCCUUUAGCAGCAGCCCCAGGUUUUAAACUAGUUUGUAAAUUUCUCGGUUCCUCCCAUUGCUCCGCGCCGCUCAUCGGAUCCUCCACUCGGAUUUGGUUUUAUUUUUUGGGUUGGUUUCUUUAUCGUUUUGACCCCCCCCUCCUUUAACCCCACCCCCCUCAUUCUCUGUUAUGGUCGGUUUCAGUUUCCAUUACAGCCUUUUAUUUUGCUCCAUCUUAGUUUGAUUCAAGCUUCUUUCUCCCCCCCCCUCCCCAUCCCUACCCCCCCCCCCCACUUUAAACCCUGUUUCUUUUUGGCUCAUGGCGUUUCUGUUUCGUCCCGUUGUUGUUCUAUUAAGAGUUUGGAUGAGCGACACAUUUCAGUUUCAGUUCUGUUGUAAAAAAAAAAAAAAA
Coturnix japonica (Japanese quail) is the source of this 1621-nucleotide messenger RNA. RefSeq names its product poly(rC) binding protein 2 (gene PCBP2). Lineage: Eukaryota; Metazoa; Chordata; Aves; Galliformes; Phasianidae. The record is from RefSeq and is a predicted model, not a curated record. Gene Ontology annotation, molecular function: RNA binding.